AUGCAUCCACUAAAGAACAUAGAUACUCAGAUUUUUUCUGGGGACUUCCACACUCUAGACUCCUGCCAUACUCUAGACUCCUGCCACACGGGCAAGGCACCUUUGGCCAGUCCUGUGGAAAACCGGAUGUAUCGGAGCGUGGAGAACCUUCACUGGGCAACAGUUGCUGACUCGGGGCUGUAUUCUCACUGCCGGAGCCUGGAUAAUGAGAUCAUCUUUCGCUAUGGAGGCACCAGUCAGUGGACAGAAGGCUGUGUGGAUAUGCCCCCAGUACAGAGCACAUCGGACUCCCUGAGAAACCUUUCUCUCCAUACUAAACAGACAUCUCGAUCAGCACAGAAUGUGCUUCUCCCUCCCUUUGCCAAAGUGCCUCAGUGGCUUUUCCCUUCUGCAGAGGAGAAAGCUCUACACAAGGAUGCCAAGAAGGAGCUGAAGGAGAAACUGAGGCUGCACAGCAGUAAGGUGGCAGAGCCCUGCAAGCCAGUGCGUCCACAGGCAGCCCUGCCUGACCUGAUGGCCCAGGAGUUUUUUGAAUGCCAGAUGUGCCGGCAGUACAAGAACGGUUGUGCUGUCAGCUGCUGCACAGUGUUGGUGGAACACACUGCUCUCAGGCACAGCCUCACAGGGAGGCAGAGACUGUGUUUGGCACACAGCAUCAUCAGCCCAGAAGACAUCAAGCAGGAGGCUCAGAGGAGGCUUCAGCUCCGAAGGCAGAAUAGCUCCCCCAAUUUGCCCCUUCAGCAUGCUGGGGAAAGCCGUGAGAUGGCCAAAUCCAGAACAGCAGAAACCCUGGAACAGUAUAGUGGGGAAAGAGAUGUCAAAGCGACAUUGGGACAGAGCAAGAAAGGCCGCUGCAAAGGGAGGCUCUACAUACCCACCUUUGAGGAAUUCAAGCAAAUGAGAAGUAAGGAUGCAAAUUCAUCUGCCAGCAGCAGUGGGCCAGCAGAGUGCUUGAAUAAGGGUCUGCCUGUGAACCAGACCCUGGAGGAGAACAAUAAGAAAGUCUGUUCAGAAGCUCUGGGGACCAAAGCUGUGAAUGAAGGUGCUGUCACAGCGGAGGAUGACGACGAUGUGUUCCAUGAAUACCACACCUCGACUGGCUUUUCCCAACAUCCAGACACAUGGGAUGGUUUCAGAAUGAGCAGCCCUGAGGUGAAGGACAGAACCGACCAGAUCUCCAGCCUCAAUAGAUCCCUGGUCCCCAUUUGCUCUAGCCCUAUUCCACGAUCACCUUUGCAGGCAGUAGCAACACACAGAGCUGGGCAGGAGAUCUUCAGUGAUGAGCAGCAGAAAGGAGAGACAAGACAAUUAAAUGAUGUCCUCCACCUUGCAGGGCAGUCGCUGGCUUCUGAAGCACAGUCCUCUUGCUGUUCAUCGCUGCUGUUAGAAGCCACAGAUUUAUCCAGCUAUGGAGCUAAGCUACAAAAGAUGAAGGAUGAAUUCAUAGGUUCAGCCCUGGAACUUAUUAAGAAAAGCUGCAAUGCCGAGACUGCUGCCAAAUCCCCCUCCAAGGGGCGGUGUGAUCUGAGGAAAGCUGAUCUCCCACCUCCGGAGGACAGCCAGCAGCCCACAGCGAUGUCCAUGGCAACAGCGACCUGGGAGGACAAGCCAAGCAAUGAGACAUCCAGUGACACUCCGCCUGCAGGGAAUACCCCCAGUCCCAGCUGCCGCCGAUCCAGCUCCGACAUCGUCCAUGAGACCACGGAUGGUGCCAAGGCCCAGCGGGAGUGCCGGCUGCGGCCGCACUUCAGUGACCCUAUGCCGACAGACUCGGUGAAAAGGAAGCAGCUAGAGCUGAAGAUUGCAGCUGCAGCACGGCAGCAUGCACAGAAGCGCCGGCAGGAGCGAGACUACGGUCCAGUGGUAGCAAAAGCCAACCUUGGCCAUGGUGGCAGCUUUGAUGAGCCCCGCCGUGCUCCACGUGGCUCCCUCCGCUCCAGAUAUCAUUGGAGCAAUGUCAGCAGCCUGAGCACGGACAGUGGGAUUGUUGGCGUGAACGAUGUCCGGGAUGACCCGGAUCCCAGUGAGGCCACCCGGACCAAGUCAGCGGAUGUGGAGAGGGCAGAUAGUGGCAUUGGCCAGAUGCCAGCCAGAAAGUGGAGGACCAGGGCUUCUGAAACGCUGAGCUCCCUGCAGGCCUGGGAAGCCCACCGUCCCUGCACCGACUGUGGAGAAAGGGACCUCCCGGCAGAGACAGAUGUGCAGAACUGCAAUCAGAGGCGGGCUGACCUCUGCGAGAAGUGCCGCAAACGCAGGACGGAGCGCAAGGAGUCUGUGCUGGAGUUUGUCAACACGGAGGCCAGCUAUGGAGAGGACCUGCGCAUCAUCAAAGAGGAGUUCUACCUCCCCAUGCAGGCGGCUGGGCUGCUGAGCCAGGAACAGCUCCUGGGCAUCUUCAGCAACAUCCAGGAACUCAUCGACCUCAACGAGAACUUCCUGGAGAUACUCCAGGAAGAGAUUGAUCAGGCCUUUGAUCAGGGUGAUGAUGACCUGAUGACCGUGUGCAUCGGCGAAAUAUUUCUAGAGUUCGUCAACAUGCUGCCAGCCUUUCAGACCUACUGUCUUCAGCAGUCCUCCUCCGUGAAUAUGCUCAACGCGCUGGAGAAGGAGAAAGAGUUGCUCAGAAUAUUCCUCAAUGUCUCCCAGAAUGACAACACAGCGCUGCGGCGGAUGAACUUGAGGUCUUUCCUGAUGGCUCCUUUGCAAAGAGUCACCAAGUACCCACUGCUGCUCAGCAGAAUCAUCAAGGCCACCACUGAGUACCACCCAGAUCAUGGCAGCCUGCGGGAGGCUAAGAGCCGCAUUGAGUCCCACCUGGAACAUAUCAACAUGAAAACCAAGCAGGAAGGGAACACGUGGACCCUCCGCUCCUUUCGCCAGGACAGCAAGAAAAAGAGGGAGGUCAUCAACAUUGAGAUGAGAGAAACUGCCCUCAAAACUGUCGGUUGGCUGCGGGAAGAAACACGAUUUGUGAUGGAGGGGUCUCUGCAGCUGGCCCAGCCCCCUGAUGGCCAGUGGGUGAAGAAAGGCAGCAAGACCCUGAAGUUCCAGAACAUGCAAGUCCUCCUCCUGGUGAACAUGAAGCGUGUGUCCGAGUCCAGCCUGGAGUCAGCUGAGCCAGGGCCUGUGAAGGACGCCGUGCUGGUACUCAUCAGGGACAAAAAUAACGGCAAGUUCCAUUUGCUCAGGGAGCCCUUGAGGCUGAGUAAUUGCAUCGUCUCCACUGAUCCUGACUGCGAUGACACUUUUGAACUCAUUGAGAUCAGGCGGGAGGCAUUUGUGUUCCGGGACAGUGACAGGGCACGGACUCACCACUGGUUCAGGCAGAUCAGGCGAUACUCGAGGGAGCUGGGCUCCUGGAAGAAGCGGCGGAAUGCACUACCCAACAUCAUGAUCAGCACCCCUCACACCAGGCCCUGA
Balearica regulorum gibbericeps (East African grey crowned-crane) is the source of this 3420-nucleotide messenger RNA. The record is from RefSeq and is a predicted model, not a curated record. Lineage: Eukaryota; Metazoa; Chordata; Aves; Gruiformes; Gruidae.